UGUUUGAUACUUAUUGAGGAUUUCUGCUAAAAAACUCAUUACAAUCAAUUUUUUAAAAAAUAAGACAGUGAUACACAGAACUAAAUAGUUGAAUCAGUUCUUCUCAAAGGAAUUAUAUUGACUUAUAAAUGCUGGCAUAAAAUAGUACAUCUCUCUGUGUGUGUCUAAUCAAACCAUCCAGUUGAAGUCCACCUGAGUUGUUAGGUCUUGAUUAAAAAACUUAGAAACUAUGAAUAUUCAUUUGCAUCAAGUUCCUCCCAGCAUCUUGUUGAUGACAGUGGAGGAAAUUUAGAGAGUAAAAUACUUAUAGCUUUGGUGGGUUUGUUGAGUAAAAAGCCAUUCUACUGUCCUCAGCAUAUGUACGUUUGACUGGGAAGGUUGGGAUUGAUUGGGCAUGAGCACACAUUCUAGAGAAGAGUGCUGCAGGGAAUCUUUGAUCCAAACAGUGCUUACAAAAGGUACAGUCAAUGUAUGGGUUUAUGGGGAAUGCAGUGUUAUACAUGUUAUGAAGAUUAGUAUAAUCCUGAAUGAGCACCAUAAAAUACAUAUAUUUCAUUUAAUGUUCAUAUUUGAUUAUUGGGUUUUUUUUGUUUGGGAAUACGCAUAUUCUGUCUACAUUUCAACAAGUACUUACAUCUACUGUGUUCCUAGUUGCUUGCACAGUAAGCGCAAUUUUCCCACUUCUUCUCUUGUGUUCAGUACAAACAAAAUAACAAGAAGAAGCAACUCAACGUUUUCUAUUUUUUUCUGGCAUUUGUAUGAUGUAAUUGUCAGUAUUUACACCCUUGAAAAUCUUUAUCAUCAUUAAAUUAUGCUAAAAUAUGUUAGGAUACUCUAUAUAAUACUAAAAGAGGAUGAAAGUUUGACCGUCUGUUAGCACCAUAGUAUCAGGACAUGAGAUCUAGAAAACUGAAACUUGGCGUGCAUGCUAAGGGGACCGUAGGAGUGAACACCUUAACUGAGCAAGGAGUUGGGCCAAUUCAGUUAUUGACCCAUUCAUACUCUACUGUUCUGUAAUUCCAUGCAGUUUUUUUCCUGACACAUCCAUCAGUGAUAAUUUAAAUAUUGUCAAAUAAUGUCUGUUUGGUUGAAACCGGCAAUAAGAUCUCUAGCCACCGGCAGACAGUUUUGCAGUCCAUUGCAGUUUGAAGCUAGGGGUGGGUAAGAAUAGGAUUUAGUCAUUUUGAUAAGAAUUUGCCGACAUUUGCAAAGUUCUCCACCUAAAAGAAUGAAGUUGAGAUUUUAAAAAUUCAGAGUAAGAGUAAAUGAAAGUAACAGAUUCACAUACCUCUGUUUAAGGCUAAGGGAUAUUAGCAGGUCAGAAGACUGAGUUAUAAAAGUGCCUUUCUUCCCUGAUGUGGAGCAACCCAUCCUCAGUAAUGAGGCUGACCAAGCCUACCUUGUUCACCAAUAUCCCUGUGACCUGUGAAGAGAGAGAUUUGCCAGGAGAUCUAUUUAACCAUUUAAUGAAAGAUGAUCCUUCUACUGUAAAAGGAGCAGAAACUUUAAUGCUUGGAGAAAUGUUGACUUUGCCUCAGAACUUUGGAAAUAUAUUCUUAGGGGAGACGUUUUCGAGUUACAUUAGUGUACAUAAUGACAGUCACCAGGUGGUAAAAGACAUCUUGGUAAAGGCUGAUCUACAAACAAGUUCACAGCGUUUAAACCUUUCAGCCUCAAGUGCUGCAGUGGCAGAACUCAAACAAGACUGUUGCAUCGAUGAUGUAAUUCACCAUGAAGUAAAGGAAAUAGGAACACACAUUUUAGUGUGUGCAGUAAGUUAUACUACACAAACCGGUGAGAAGAUGUAUUUCAGAAAAUUCUUCAAAUUUCAGGUCCUCAAACCACUAGAUGUGAAAACUAAAUUCUACAAUGCUGAGAGUGACCUCAGUUCUGUGACUGAUGAAGUCUUUCUGGAAGCUCAGAUUCAAAAUAUCACUACUUCUCCAAUGUUUAUGGAGAAGGUGUCCUUGGAACCAUCUAUUAUGUACAAUGUAGCAGAAUUAAAUGAGGUCUGCCAAGGUGAGGACAGUGUGUCAACAUUUGGUACAAGGACAUAUUUACAGCCCAUGGAUACACGCCAGUAUUUAUACUGCCUUAAACCCAAGCAGGAGUUUGCAGAGAAAGCUGGAGUUAUUAAAGGCGUAACAGUUAUUGGGAAACUUGACAUAGUCUGGAAGACAAACCUGGGUGAAAGGGGGAGGCUGCAAACCAGUCAACUCCAAAGGAUGGCCCCAGGCUAUGGUGAUGUGAGGCUUUCAUUGGAAACCAUACCAGACACAGUAAACCUGGAAGAACCAUUUGAUAUUACAUGUAAAAUAACAAACUGCAGCAGUGAAAGGACCAUGGAUCUGGUUUUGGAAAUGUGCAAUACUAAUUCCAUUCACUGGUGUGGAGUGUCAGGAAGGCAGCUGGGCAAGCUGCACCCGACCUCAUCCCUACACUUGACACUUACACUGCUGUCGUCUGUACAAGGACUACAGAGCGUCUCUGGCUUGAGAUUAACAGAUACCUUUUUGAAGAGAACAUAUGAGUAUGAUGAUAUUGCGCAAGUCUGUGUGGUUUCUUCAAAAAUACAAGAAAACUGAAAUAAUUCUUCUGUUUUAAUAUUUCCUGUUUGGGAUAUGUGGACCAACUAUCUGAAAACAACAUGACUAAGCCAAACGGUAUCCAUCUGUAAGGGGGUAGUGCUGGAGAUACUUCCCAAUUUAACUGUACCUCUGGAGGUCAUUCUGGCAUCUUGUUUUAAAAAAAAACACUUGUAAAGAGCAAACCAUCUGUAUUUUAAUCUAUUUUCAAAAUAAAGUAGUUAAAUUAUGUAAUUGCCUUAAUAGUAUCACAUUUCCAUAGAGCUCAGUUCAGGGGCUUUGUAAUGUGAUUUGCAGUACAUGGAUCAAUUCUGAAUGCUUACAUUUCUUGUAACUCUGUGCAAGUUAAGAAACACAAACUUGUGUUACUGGAGAAGCAACAGUAACCUGUCAGCUACCCCUUGGUCAUACAUUUUAAGACUGGAUAUUGUAAACUUAGGAACAAUAUUGUACAGGUGCUUUUGUGAUAAAUACACUGGGGAUUUAAUUCUAUGUGCGUAAUAAGAUGUGGGAAGCCAGUGGUUUUAAAGAAGGAACAGGCAAGUGGCACCAUUCGGAACACAAGCUCUGAAACAGAGUAUGGUCACCAAGCAGAUACUUCGGGGAAGCUGAAAAGCAGGAUGUUAAGCGUUGGCCAGUCCCGCUGUUGGUCUCCAUGCUGCUAAGUAUCGGUUGCUGUAAUCUCUACACCUGGAGGCUACUAGCUACUUAUUAUGACUAGUGACUUUGAUCUGCAGAUCCUUGAUGAAUUUGCUUCAUGUUGAUGUAAAGCCAUUUAAGCUACUUAGUGGCCAUGAUCACAGACCAGUCGAAAGUUCCAGACUUUGCAUAUUGAGUGAAGAAACACUUUUUUCCUGUAUUCUUUUGCUUGCUUUGUACUGUACUUUCUGGGUGGAUAUACACAUUAACAUGAAAUAUAAUAGAGAAUUCCUGUUGCACAUUCCUUAUUUUACUAGGUGACUUUGGUGAUGCUAUAUUGUAGCACCAUCUUGUGGCACUCCCUGUCAGAGGAGAUAUGCCUGGCUAUUUCCUAACCAGUGUUUGCCAGUAAAUGAAAAUAUUUCAAUAUCCAAAGGCAUUAAUGCUUAACAGCAACAAAGGGCAAAACAUUUUCUACCUAAGUAUUGAUUGAAGAUUUUUUUGCUGCUUUUGCACCCUGUGGUUUUCCAGUUUGUUGUGUGCAAUCUUGUCAGUUUUUAGGGUUCUGAUUUUUUGUGUUAACUAUUAUUGCAAUUUCAGUAACCUUGGGUAGAAAAGCAACUGAUUUAUAGUAGAUGAAUAAGCACUGAAUGGAAGUGGUCUACCUUACACUAGGUGACAAAAUUUGCAAACAUUUGAGAAUUGGCCUUCUCUUAGUAAGUUAGAAAUUAGGUAAACUAAAUUUGCCACUGCUUUUCAACUGGAUAGAGGCAAACAGAAUUGCAUAUUGUGUGAAGAAGGUGGAGGCAAAAGUUUUCUCCUGCUCCCAUUAUACUAGAACUUGGGGUCAUCCAAUGAAGCUGACUGGUGGGAGAUUCAGGACAGAUAAAAGGAAGUAUGUCCCAAUAGUCAUAGCUGAUGGAAGGUCCUUGGCUCCACUUGGGUGGAUUGCUUAAUCCCAUCCAUCCCAAAAGUCCAUACAUUUAUUUUUGUGUCUAGAAUGGAUUAUCUCAGUCUGCACAAAAGCUGGGUAGCCUAAUUGAAGGAAUGUCUGCUGAUAAAAAUUUGCUGGAAAAACAAGCAGCUUAAUAGAAUUGGUGAGAGAAACUACUGAAAAUUCAGAUUUUCAUAGGUUUUUUUUAAAAGAUGUGCUAUCCUUGAUUUGCUGAAAAUACAGUAGAAAAAAUUCCAAAGAAUGUUUCUCAAAUAUCAUGCAUUUGAUGUCUAAAUGGUUUUAUAUUUUGGCUAGUCAUGAUAGCUAUGUAUCACCACAGUAUCAAAGGCAGCAUGCCUCUAUGUAACAGUUGGUAGAGAACAUGAGUGGGAGGAUGCUAUUUUCUCAUGUCCUAUUUGUGGGCUUCCUGCAGCCAGCUAGUUGGCCACUAUGCGAACAGAAUGCAGACUAAAUAAUGCAGACUUUGGUUUGAUCCAGCAUGGCACUUGAGAGUUGGGAACAGCAAUGUUUAAACAGCAGGCCCUGCAGACACUACAGGUUCAAAGUGGCUUCUGAUACUUCCCCCCAACUUUGGGAUUUGUAAAUGAGAUGUUACAGGUGCAGUGAAAACCAAGGUCAUUUUGUUAAACUCUGAAGACAUUUGUAUGAGGCUAAAAUAUGUCAAUUUUUUCGUAUUGGGUUAUGUUUUUAAUGUUGGGUACAAUGCCUUGGCAUCCCUUGCAAAUAAAUGUUUAUAAAUUUUAGAAAUAAACUAAAUUGAGCAGUUCAAAAUCAGCUAGCACUUAGAUAUCAGUCUUAGACAUCUUUUGCCCUCUGACAUGUUGUCAUUCCUUGUACAAAGUAAAAUAGUUUUUGAUUUUAUACAAACUGAAGAACCCUUACCAAAACAUUAAAAUCUGUGAAGUACACUGA
Molecule: messenger RNA, 5091 nt
Organism: Varanus komodoensis (Komodo dragon)
Lineage: Eukaryota; Metazoa; Chordata; Lepidosauria; Squamata; Varanidae
Gene: TRAPPC13
Product: trafficking protein particle complex subunit 13
Exons: 13
Coding region: 1356-2585 (409 amino acids)
Cellular component (GO): TRAPPIII protein complex
Source: RefSeq, a predicted model, not a curated record